AUGUCCAAAAAUCGCAUCCUCCUCUGGACAGCCCCACGGUGCGUCUCAACAGCGUUUGAGAGAUCGAUUAUGAAUCUAAAGAACUCAAAAAUCUUUCACGAGCCGUACUCACAAGCGUUCUACUUCGGUCCAGAAAAGCAAAGUGCCAGAUAUGCCGCCCAAGAAACAAAACAACAAGCGACCUACCGAUCGAUCAGCAAAAUGCUGCAAAAGGAGUACGAUGGCAGAGAUUUCGUCUUCUCCAAGGAAAUGGCCUACUGCGUGGAAAAUAAAAUGGACAUUUUUGCAGAAGAAGGUUUCAAGAACUUUCAACAUUCAUUCCUCAUUCGUCACCCUCUUAAAGCUGUCUAUUCCUUGUACAGAGCCUCCACCAACCCGAAACUCACAGGAUGGGAUUACUUUGACCCCGCAGAGGCGGGCUUUCGUCAAAUGCUCGAGUUGUAUGAAUUUGUCGACAGAAAUAUUCACGGCAAUCCCGUCGUCGUAGACGCUGACGAUCUCUUGGAUUAUCCCAACGGAAUUUUACAGAGUUAUUGUGAAGCAGUUGGUUUGGAGUAUGAAGAGACCAUGACAUCGUGGGAACCGGGUCCUGUGCCUGAAUGGGACGUCUGGGCAGGGUGGCACGAAGACGCUUUGAAAAGCACUGGGUUUAAACCAAGAGCCAAGAAGAACAAGCCUCACGCAUUCACUGCGUUCGAUUUAGAAGAGCUUCCCCCUGAGGUGGCUGCUGUGGUAGAAGAGUGUAUGCCGUACUAUGAAACACUAGCAGCUAAAAAGAUCUCACCAAAAAGUAAUGAACAAUGCUAA
Pocillopora meandrina is the source of this 807-nucleotide messenger RNA. The record is from the annotation of a GenBank genome assembly. Lineage: Eukaryota; Metazoa; Cnidaria; Anthozoa; Scleractinia; Pocilloporidae.